ACAGAAUGGGUUCUUUCUGUACUUCCUUAGCGCGGCUUUGGUGCGACACAAGUAUGCAGGGUUGGCUGAAAAAUGCACUUAGUCCUACUCGGCCUUUGGUUCAUCAAAUGGAUGAAGUAAAGUAUCUCUCUGAUGAUCUGAUCAUGGAUUUCUUAUCUUUCUUACUGAUGCAUGGUCCGGCGACUCCGAUUCAUCCGUAACCACAAUCUGCAGUCGGCUGUUCAUGGUGGCGGGUUGGCAAGGUCGGCAGCGUUGCUGACCGGAAGCUGACUACCAUGUACACGUGUAACAACGGUUGGGAUGCACGAGCAACCUAAUGUACUACGGUUAUGCAACGCCAGUAGCAACGGUAGCGCAGCGUAACGCGGCCAGCGUAAGAGACCAUCGUACAUGUUUUUCUCAAUUAAUCUUCCCAUGGUUUUACCCGGUGCAAUUCGCUUACUGGGCGCUGGGCGGUCCAGGCAUCGGCGCCCCGAUCCCCCAGGACAAUAUCAUGGGAGCUAAUGCCGAUAUUGGUCUCAUCCGCGACAACGCUCCCCCAAAGUCACCAGGGCCCGCCACAGCAGCACCGGCCCCCGCCGCGGGUGCCACUCCGGCGCCCGAUGCUGCAUCCGAUACGAAACCCCCCAUGGGCAUCGUGGCAACACUGCCACCCGAUGCCAAGAAUGCCGCAGUCGCCAGCGCUAGCGCUGCCGGUGAGUCUAAGACUGCUCGCGAGAUCAAACUGAAAGGUCAACCGGCGAAAAUGGACCUCAAAGAGGGUAUCGUCAUGGCUGCUAAACACCAUGGACGGAAUGAUACCGUCCCGGUUAACAUUAAGCUGAAGACCAUCCUUCAGCAGUCUCUGGAACAAUUCGUCAAAACAUCAGAUCGAAAGACUACUAAAAAGUCGACCUAAAAGACAUGAGAAUUUUCCGGUUCCUAAUCUUUCGCAACAAGCCGAAGCCUUCCUUAGAUUCUACAUGUAGCGCGAAGUUCCGUUCAGCGACGAAUGUGGUUCUCUGUGCAGCCAUACAACCACUUUCCAUAUUUUGUACCAAUCUCUGAUAAUACUAUGUUUUUAGCAUUACAAAAAAUAAUUCGUGGAAACUGCUACAUAAUCUGCUGCUGUUACAUAUAUGUACAUAAUCCAUAUAUAGUAAUGUUAUGUUUAUAUAUAGUAAUAGUCAGCGAAACGUUCCCUUCGGCCUUUAAACACAUGGCCUUUAAUACCUUUUAAACACAUAUAACAGACAAUCAAUAUUUUUGCGCAUCAUGGAAAUA
Molecule: messenger RNA, 1263 nt
Organism: Paramacrobiotus metropolitanus
Lineage: Eukaryota; Metazoa; Tardigrada; Eutardigrada; Parachela; Macrobiotidae
Exons: 4
Coding region: 317-898 (193 amino acids)
Source: RefSeq, a predicted model, not a curated record